This is a messenger RNA of Cavia porcellus (domestic guinea pig), 8813 nucleotides long. RefSeq names its product glutamine rich 2 (gene Qrich2). Gene Ontology annotation, cellular component: sperm flagellum. Lineage: Eukaryota; Metazoa; Chordata; Mammalia; Rodentia; Caviidae. The coding region runs from base 2523 to 8795 and encodes 2090 amino acids. The transcript has 20 exons. Gene Ontology annotation, biological process: cell projection assembly; flagellated sperm motility. The record is from RefSeq and is a predicted model, not a curated record.
UAUGCUGGGGAUUAACUGAGCUUGCUUAGAGGCUCUAUUAGCUCCUGAGACAUGGAAUUGUUUCUUUUUUCCCCCAGGGGCAACAAUGAUACAUUGCCAUUGGUUUGUUGUUAUUGUUGUUGGGUUUUUGGGUUUUUGUUUUUCUUGUUUUGUCUUUUGUCUCUGAGACGGGGUCUCACUAUGCAGUUCAGGCUGAUCUCCAGCUCACUUUGUAUCUAUCCCAGGUUGGUCUUGAACUUGCAGUGAUCCUCUUGCCUCAGCCUCACAAGUCCUGGGAUUACAGGUGUGCAUCACUCCCAGCUAUCCCUUUUUUAGUAACAAGAAAAUUUCCCUAUCUGCGGCCAUGACUUUGAGUCACAUUAGCUUUGCCAAGCACACAAAUAAUCCAAGUAGGAAAAUUUGAAAAGUCUUUAAAAUAAUUAGUGUGAUGGUAGUGGAAGAGCUGUGGACCAUGAGGGGUAAGACCUGGUUCUUGCUAGUCAGGGCCUUUCUAAAAUUUCAUUUAUACCUCCUGGUAACACUUGAUUUUCUUCUCAAGUCCCCAAGGACAGUAAUUUUAAAAUGGACUUAAGAAAAAAAUAGGCAGUAGUAGUUCCUGGAGUUGGAAAAUACUACCCUUUCUUGUGUUUAGUGAGUCAUAAUGAAUCUGACAGGACACUUGGCCCUUGUGUAGUUCAGUGGUUGAACCCUUGCCUGAUGUGCAGGGACUCCUUCUUUUUGUCUGUCUGUUGCUCUCUCACUGUCUGAACUUGUAGUUCAGGCUGGCCUUGAAUUUAUUUUGUAGCCCAGGCUGGCCUCAGACUCGCAGGGAUCCGCCUGUCCUAACUUCCCCAAGUGCUGGGGUUACAGGCGUGUACCACUAUACCUGGCUCCAGGUUUCAUUUUCCAUCCUAGACACCAAAAAAUUUGAAAAAGAUACUAAGCCUCAGAGAUGUAAAGAUGAAUGAAUGAGGUUCAGAGGCCUGACGCUCUGACAUAGCAGUAGUCAUUGUGACUGUGGACGUUCUUUGGGAAGGUUGCUGUCUUAGGUUCCUCGUUGCUGAGACAGAAUCACCAACACCCAAAGUUAAAGGAGGAAGGGUUUAUUUAGCUCACAGUCUGUAGAGGUUUCAGCCCAUAAUCUGCUGGCUCCAAAGCAGGGUGGCAUGGCCAAGGGGCAUCCCAGAGGAGAAGCAGUUCAUGGUGGGCAAAGGCAGGAGCACAGCUUCCCGUCCCUGACAGCUUUCCCAGGCUACUUAGGCUGGGCAGUGCUCACACCUAACCGCAGGGCCCUGGCAUCGUGCCAUGCAUCAAUCCCAGCAUCACACACUCCAGAUGCAGCCACCACUGAGCACCAUGACCACACAAGGCCUUGGGGGACAGCUAGAUGCAAGCCAGAACAGUUACUAAAUUCAGAACUGAGCAGUGCACCACAGACUCCCUGUACUUGAUCCUAGGGCUCAUACAAAGGCACAGAAGAUUGUUAAGAAAUUGUUCUUUCAUUUCAACCACCACCUGUGGUCAUCAGGUAUCAGAAAUAUAAUGGUGGGCCAGGGAUAUAGCUUAGCAGCAAAGCACCUUCCUGGCAUGCAUGAGGUGAUCAGUUUGAUUCCCAGUACCACAAAGAAAAAAAUUCUUUUAUUAAAAACAGUAUGAACUCAAACUAAACUCCAAAUCUGAGUUGGUGAAAUAUGUUACAGAUGUAAUCGGGUUUCCUUUGAGUAGCUUAACAUUAUGUAAGCACUUGUCAGGAAGUUUAUGUCCAUGUGUUUUGCUGGGAUCUGGGAUAGGAAAGUCCAGGGCACUGGGCUUCUAGUUUACUUGGCAAUGAACUGUAACAGUGGCACUCAGCCAGAUGAGUUGUUUUGGGAUAAAGUGAAUCCAACACGGAGGUCUGUCCCCUGGUGGCUGAUUGGAGCUACCUGCAUCCUGGGUCAUCUUUUCCAAGUCCUCGGUCUUGACUAAGCGUGCUAUGGGGAUGUUGAGGGGCCACAGCCCUGGGCCUGCUUCCCUCGGAUGUGUGGCUCUGCCUUAAGAGUCCCACUACCAUCCCACGGGCUGAUGUGCUCCUAACGCAAAUGCCCCACACCACCUUUGGGACCGUUUUCUGAAUAGAAGUUCGCGACACUUUGAGGGGUGUGGUCAGGCUUCCCGAGACCCUACGGCUGUCUGGGAGGCCCUCACCAGCGGUGGCCUUUGUUCUGCUUCCGGAGGUUCUCGGUUCUCUGUGGAGCCCCGUUCUUCCGCAGAAUCCUCUGGUGCCGAAGCCCGACCAAAACAUUCUGUGGUGUGAAUUGGCACCGGGGGUGGAGACCCUCGAGGAGGCCCCGCUGGACUCCGCCGGGCGCAGGGGCGCUCAUUGCAGGAGGCCAGGGUCCGAGGCGCAAGGCCGAGUCCUGUGACUGUUGCCCCGCGAGGCUGGGUGCCAGGCAGGGGCUCGCAGGGACCUCACAGGGUCCUCCAAAGGCCCCGGAGGCAGGAGGAGGAGUGAGGGGCGCUGGUGGUCUGGGUGCCUGGGGUUGUGCUCCUCUCAACACAUCGAGAUGCCUCCUGCCUCGUCGGCCAACAAGGUCUCCCUCAGGGAGCUCGCCGACCUGGCCAUCGGCACACCGGAGGUGGGCGCCGUCAACUUCACGGCCCUGCACACUCUCCUAGUAGCCAUCCUCAAGAACCUCAACCUCCAAGAGACAGUCAUCGACAUCCAGUCCCUGUCCCCUGAGGGAGGCCACUCCAUCGAGUCCCUCCGCUCUGCUGAGCCGCUCCGAGCCUCGCGCAGCGCCCUCUUCGGCACGCCACCCCUGCACCCCAGCAAAGAGAAGCGCAAGAUUGGGAGCAGGUCAUCCUCCCUUGUCCUGGAGAACCAGGUGAAGGACCUGGGUGACCAGGUGCAGGACCUCAGCAAGCAGCUCAAGGCUGUGGACAGCCAGUUGCAGGUCAUUGCCACCCACGUGCAGCAAAUCACCCUGCAGACCGUGGAGGCCCCCACAGCCACGCCAGACACAGAGGAGGCUCAGCUAGGAUCCACGAAGGCCCAGAAGAACGAAAUGAAGCCCGUAGACCUGCUCCAGGAAGAUGUGAAAGGUCUGAAAGAAGCCCGCCCAAAAGCGCAGGAGCUGAAACCACAGCAAGAUGUGAAAAGUCUGAAGGAAGCCCAUGCGAAAGCAAAGAAGUUGAAACCGCAGGAGAAGAGUAUCCAGGAAGUUUUGCAGCGCAUGGAAGAGCUUGAGAAGCUAGUUAAAGAGAGAGAUGAUUUCCUGGACUAUAUAAGGCAGAAGCUGAAUAAUAUUCCUGGUGGAGAAGAAGUGACCAUGGUCACCUGGGAGGAGCUGGAGCAAGCCAUUGCCGAUGGCUGGAAGGCCACCCAAGCGGGUUCAGAAACAGCACUAGGACUUUCUAAGCGCAAAGUGCAGUCUUCCUUAACAGUAAGUGACCUCGUUCCAAGUGGGCCCUCCACCAAGCAUGCGAGCACUGGCCACAUUCCAGAUUCCACUGGUGGACCAAGUCAGGCCUUACCGGGACCCAGUGCCUCAGGCCGCCUCUCUGAAGGGGUCCCUAUCAGGGAAUGGAGCAAAGGCUCCUUUGUUCCUGGUAGAGAACAGAACGCAAGGGCCCGUGAUGAAGCUAGCAUGUCAAGACUCUAUCAACCUGCUACACCCCAACUUAGAACAGAGUCAGAUCACCACAGGAGUAGAGAACGGUUUACUCCAGCAUAUCCAAGAAGAGAGAUACCUACCGGCCCCACUCAACAAGACUUAUCCUUGGCCACAGAUCAGUAUCAGUAUAUGCAUCCAGAUCAGCCUGGUGGGGUGCCCAUGAGCCAGGGCCAAGUCUACCUAAGGCUAGAUGAUCAUGAAUUAGGACUACCUAGCAUGGAUCAGCUUGGCUUACAGUACCCUAGCACUGUACCACCUGGCGUGGUACCCAUCAGUGUAACUCAGCUUCAUAUGCUACCACCUCAAAUGGAUGGUCAGGGAUUGGAACCACUUGGCAUGGAUCAGCAUGGAUUUGUAACACUGGGCAUGGAUCAACAAGGACUGGCUCCACCUGGCAGGGACCAGCAAGGAGUACCUUCUGGCAUAGACCAACAUAGAUUGCCUCUAAUGCCGAUAGAUGGACGAGCUUUGGUACCACCUGGUUUGAGUCAAUUCAGUGCAGAUCAACAAGGCUUUGUGCAGCCCAGUUUGGAAGCUUCUGGCUUUAUACAACCUAGCACAGAGCAGCGUGAUUUGAUUCAGCCAGACAGAGAUCAGAGUGCUUUGGAGCAGCCUGGUACAUAUAAGCCUGGCUUGGCCCAACCUGACACAGAUCAGGGUGGCUUGGUGCAACCUGGUGAAUACCUAUCCAGUUUGGUACAACCUGGUAAAGAUCAAGAUAGUUUGGCUCAAUCUGGAAUGGGUCAGCGUGGGUUAAUACAGCCUGGUCCAGUUCAGCAGAGUGUGAUGCAGCCUGGUGUAGAUGAGCUUGAUGUAGCACAGCGUGAUGCGGGUCCACAUGGGUUGAUCCUCCCUGAAAUGGGUCCGUAUGAGCUCAUGCAACCUGGGGCAUUUCCUGGUGCUUGGGUGCAGCCUGGUGCAUAUCCACCUGGUUGGGCACAGCCUGGUGUGGAUUCACAGAGAUUGGUUCAACCUACAGGUCAACAUGGUUUUGUUCAGCCAAGAGCCGACCAACAUGGUUUUGUGCAACCUGGAAUGGACCAGCAUGAUUUGAUACAACCCAGUGCAGAUCAACAAGGUCUGGUGCAACCCAGUGCAGUUCAGCGUGGUUCAGUAUCACCUGGUGCAGUGCAACCCGGCUUGGUGCAACCUGGAAUGGAUCAGCAGGGUUUGGUGCAAGCUGGUGCAGGUCAGCUGGGUUUGGUGCAGCCCAGUGCAGAUCAGCUGGGUUUGAUGCCACCUGGUGCAGAUCAUCUGGGUUUGGUACAGCCUGGUGCAGUUCAGCAUGGCUCAGUAUCACCUGGUGCAGUGCAGCCUGGCUUGGUGCAACCUGGAAUGGAUCAGCAGGGUUCAGUGCAAGCUGGUGCAGGUCAGCUGGGUUUGGCGCAGCCCAGUGCAGAUCAGCUGGGUUUGAUGCCACCUGGUGCAGGUCAUCUGGGUUUGGUGCAGCCCGGUGCAGUUCAGCAUGGCUUGGUACCACCUGGUACAGUGCAGCCUGGCUUGGUGCCACCUGGAAUGGAUCAGCAGGGUUCAGUGCAAGCUGGUGUACAGCAACGUGGUUUAAUGCAACCUGGUGCUGAUCAGCAUGAUUUGGUGCCACCUAGUGAAGUUCAGCGUGGCUUGGUGCAACCGGGCAUGGGUCAGCGUGGUUUGAUGCCGCCUGGUGCAGGUCAGCUGGGUUUGGUGCAGUCUGGUGCAGAUCAGCGUGGUUUGGUGCAGCCCAGUGCAGGUCAGCUGGGUUUCAUGCCACCUGGUGCAGGUCAGUUGGGUUUGAUGCCACCCGGUGCAGUUCAGCGCGGCCUGAUGCAGCCCAGUGCAGUUCAGCGUGGUUUGGUGCAGCCUGGUGCAGGUCACCUGGGUUUCAUGCAGCCUGGUGUGGGUCAGCUGGGUUUGAUGCAACCUGGUGCAGUGCAGCGUGGUUUGGUGCAGCCUGGUAUAGGUCAAUUUGGCAUGGUACAACCUGGAAUGGAUCAGCAUGGUUUGACACAACUUGCUACAGAUCAACAUGGUCUGGUGCAACCUGGCGCAGAUCAGGAUGCUUUGAUGCAACCUGACACAGAUCAGGGUGCUUUGGCGCAACCCAGCAUGGAUCAGGGUGCUUUAGUACAACCUGGCACAGAGCAACGUGGUUUGGUGCAGCCUGGAAUGGAUCAGCGUGGUUUGGUCCAACCUGGUAUUGACUGGCCUGGUUUGGCACAAUCUGGUGCAGCUCAGUUUGGGAUGGUGCCACCUGGAAUUGGUCAGCAUGUUUUGUUACAGCCUGGAGCAGAUCCUCAUGGCUUGGUUCAACCUGGUACUUAUAUGACUCGACCUGGCACAUAUCCUCCUGAUUUGGUCCAAUCUGGUGUAUAUCCACGUGGUUUGGUGCCACCUGGUGCCUAUCAGCCUGGUUUGGUUCAACCUGGUGCAUACCCACGUGGUUUGGUGCAACCUGGAAUGGAUCAACGUGGUUUGACAGCACCAGGCGCAGGGUUGCAUAGCUUCCCAACAUUCCUGGCCGAUUCUAGGAGCCUGAGCUCACUUUACCCAUAUCAGCACCAUGUGAUACCUCCCAGCCAAGAACAGUAUGGUCGCAGGUCACCACUCCUACCCAGUCAAGGCUUGUCAUCACCACGUACAGACACACAGAGUUUGGUGCCACCGGAAGCCCAUCAGCAAGGUUUGAGGCCUCCUGGCAGGGACCGGCAGAGCCCAGCACCACUAGGUACAGAUACAGGAUCUGUACAUGUUGGCCGAGGUCAGCAAGGCCCUUUGUACCCAGGUACAGUUCAGCCUGGUCAUGCAUAUCCUGUUGGGGAGCAGCAGGGUCCAGCGUACCCGGGUGAUGGUCGCCCAGGCUACAUGGGUGUUGAUCCACGUGGCCAAGUAUUUUUGGAUCCAAACAGAAUUCCUGCCUUUCCUGCUCAGACUGGCCCAGGCCAAGAUGCCACCCCUUUCAGGAGUCGAGACUCUCUUACCUUUGUCCACCAAGUCUCAUCUGAAGCAAGUGAACUCAGGAGUGGAGCCCGGAGUGAGUCAGUGGAGAAACUGGCUCCUAACUUCCCCGUGGCUAUGGAAACGUUUCGUCUGAUGGGAGAAAUCAUCAGCCUCUAUGUAGAACUAAAGGAAAGGAUGAGGGAGCUGGAUGAGGAAAAACCUGGCCAAACGGACUUGGAGAAGAUACAGUACCUGUUCAUGCUGUUGGUCAAGAAGACCUUACCUCCUGACCUGGAAGAGCAGCUGAAGACCUUAAAGACCCUGACCAAAGAUGUUCGCCAGGAUAAAGCUAAACUGGAUAAGAUACAAAAGCUCCUGGAGUGCGAAGGUGACCAGGUCAUGGGGAAGGAGCUGAAGACUGGUCAAAUGGGCCUGCAGCUGGGCCUCCUCAGAGUCACAGUGGCUGACAUCGAGAAGGAGCUGGCUGAGCUGAGGAACAGCCAGGAGCAGGGCAAGACCGCAAUGGAGAAUUCAGUGGUGGAAGCCUCCCUGUACCUACAGGAUCAGUUAGACAAGCUCAGGACCAUCAUCGAGAACAUGCUGACCUCCUCCUCCACUCUGCUGGCCCUCAGCAUGACCCCACAGAAGUCCUUGAGCAUGCUGGCACCUGGCCAGAUUCACCCUGAGGCCACCUGCCCCGCCUGCAGCUUGGACCUGAGCCACCAGGUCAGCACACUGGUGCAGCGCUACGAGCAGCUGCAGGAAAUGGUCAACAACCUGGCUGCCUCCCGGCCCUCUAAGAAGGCCAAGCUUCAGGGUCAGGACGAGGAGCUGCUAGGCCACGUGCAGAGUGCCAUCCUGCAGGUGCAGGGCGACUGCGAAAAGCUCAACGUCACCACCAGCAACCUGAUCGAGGACCAUCGGCAGAAGCAGAAAGACAUCGAUGUGCUGUACCAGGGCCUGGAAAAACUUGAGAAGGAAAAGGCCAACAGGGAGCACCUGCAGAUGGAGAUCGACGUGAAAGCCGACAAGAGCGCCCUGGCAUCCAAAGUGAGCCGGGUCCAGUUUGAUGCUACCACGGAGCAGCUGAACCACAUGAUGCAGGAGCUCAUGGCCAAGAUGAGUGGGCAGGAGCAGGACUGGCAAAAGCUGCUGGACAAGCUCCUGGCAGCAAUGGACAUGAAGCUGGACCGCAUGGAGCUGGACCCCGUGAAACAGGCGCUAGAGGAUCGGUGGAAGUCACUUCGGGAACAGCUCAAGGAGCGCUCUCCCCUUUACCAGGCAGAUGAGGCAGCUGCCAUGCGGAGGCAACUCUUGGCUCACUUCCACUGCCUCUCCUGUGACCGUGCUUUGGAGAUUCCUGUGACUGGACAAAGCAUCCCUGUGACUCCUGUGGGUCAGGCCCUGCCUGGGCACCGUUCUAUCCGCCCCUACACAGUAUUUGAGCUGGAGCAGGUCCGCCAGCAGAGCCGCAACCUCAAGGUGGGCGGCACCUUCCCCCGGGGCGACCAGUCGGUGAUGGAGCGGAGUGUGGGCCGCCUGCGCAGCAUGCACUCCAAGAUGCUGCUGGACAUUGAAAAGGUGCAGAUCCACUUCGGGGGCUCGGUGAAGGCCAGCAGCCAGAUGAUCCACGAGCUGCUGCAUGCCCACUGCCUCGGCUCUCCCUGCUAUAGGCGGGUGCCUGACUCUGUGGGUUACACCUACUCAACCAUGGCCCGGCACUGCGGGGGCAGCCACACUCUCACCUACCCCUAUCGCCGCAACCGCCCACAGCACCUGCCCCAGGGCUUGUGUGCCCCCGAAGAGAUCCAGAUCGCCAUGAAGCAUGACGAGGUGGAUAUCCUGGGCCUGGAUGGACAUAUUUACAAGGGACGGAUGGAUACAAGGCUGCCAGGCAUCCUGGUCAAAGACAGGAUAACAAAAUACAAGCCCAAGCAGUCUCAGCCCCACCGGCACAGGCAGCAGUCCCUGAAGGACGCCAGCCAGCUGCCCUCUCGGCCUCAGAGCGCUCGGACGUCAGCUGGCAACAACUCAGUUUCUUCAAGGGAACACAAAGACAGACCUGUCUCUUCGGAGGGCCGUCUAGCGCAGUCUGACAUGGUCCACCCACCCUGCCCUGAGGACGAUGUGCAGGGGGGUAGCCCCUUGGGGCUGGAGAUGAAAUUGGCUAAGUCUCCUGAGGAGGGCCUGGAGGAGCCCACCAGGGGGCCAAGGUCCGGCCCAGCUAAUGAACAGAGCUAUAAAUAAAGUCUGGGAAGGAAGGUA